CUUUACAAUCGUGUUUUUUUAUUUUUUUUUGGUCUCUCUUCAACAGAACUUUAAAUCCUGUAUUUGAAACAAAAUUUCACAAGCGGCUUUUUGAUCUUUUUGAUUUGUCAAAGGGCUUUUUAGUUUCAUUAAUCUUUUCUUUGGUUGUUUGUUGAGAUUCCUGCAAAGAUUAUCCUCAUGCCCGACGACGAUAAAGAAGAGUUGCAGGAAUCCAAGGAAGAAGACUCCUUCGUUUGGGACAACGAUACGCAGCUCUACAUCCAUCACAGUAGUGGGUUUUAUCAUGAUCCAAAUGCUGGCUGGUAUUAUUGUAGCAAGGAUGGUCGUUACUACAAGCAUGAGAAUGGUGAAUAUCUUCCCUUAAAAUAUGACGAGUCUGGCGUGAACCCUCCUGGUGAUCUAUCCGAAGAUGAUUCAAGCAGAAAUUAUGCUCUUGCUCAGGCUGAGAAUGUAGAAAAUGAGUUUAAAGUUUCACUGAGUAAUCCUGAAGAAGCUCCUUCAGGGUACUCAAAUGACCAGGAACAUAAACAUCCUCAACGACCUUCCUCAUGGGUGGAAGAUGCACUUAUUGAACUUUAUCUGGCUGGUUAUAAACAACAGCCCAGUAAUUCCAGCUAUAAGAUGCCUUCAGGGGAAUAUACUCAGGAUCAUCAUAUGUUGUCAGCUAAUGGAGAUGAUGAUGCUGAGGAACUUGAAGAGGGAGAAUGGAUUCCUGAAGAGGAUUUUGAUCCACAGGAAGAGAACUUUUAUGAAGUUUCAUUUCUAGCUGCUCCUUCAAGCGAGGAAGAAAGAUGGCUAGCACAAUAUGGUCAAGUCAUCGAAUUCCCAGAGAAGACCCUGCCUGAGAUCCCGUCUGUUGAUUUGUGGGAUUGGAAACUUGUUUGUGAAACCAAAGAAGCUUUAGCUGACAAUAAACAGGUGGCUAGGUUAGUAGGGAGGCUGGUCAGACGGUCUGCCAACCUUCAUCCAUCUGUGGCUUCUGGUGGCACACUUCUCAAAACUGCUCCAAUUUGUGAAGCACGACUUCACCUUGUGCGAGUUAAGACAGGUCAGGUCUAUAAACUUCGAAAUCCUAGUGCCAAAUACCUUGCAUCCUUGUCAGUAUAUGACUCCUCCAACCCAACAAAAGAUUGGGGAUUCCCUGAUAUUUCAACUGCAUGGCAAAAUCCUGAUACAAAACGCAAAGUUAAGAAGGUGAAACCAAAAACUGACUGCAAAAUUACACUGAAGCAUCGUGAAAUCGAGAUGACUAAAGAGCAGGAGACAAAACACAAAGCUAAGAAGGUGAAAUCAAAAACUGACUGCAAACUUACAGUGAAGCCUCGUGAAGUCGACAUAUUUGAAGAGCAGGAGACAGAAAGAAAAGCUAAGAAGGUGAAACAAAAAACUGACUGCAAACUCACAGUGAAGCCACGAGAUGAAGUCAAUAUGAUUGAAGAGAGAAGCUGUACAUACAGAGAUAGAGCCGCUGAGAGAAGAAAUUUGCAUGGCGGAUAUGGUGUUGGGCCAGGUCAAAAAGGAACAAUGGUGGGCCAGAACAUGGACGAGCAUUCAGUUCCCGACACAGCUUCUAAAGAAGAGGCAGCAACAGAAGCAUUAGAGUUAUCAUUUGGAUCUGGAAGCUAUGCAAGGAGGAUAAUGGGAAACAUGGGAUGGAAGGAGGGUGAGACGCUCGGGAAGAAUACAAAAGGUUUGGUUGAACCGAUACAAGCUGUGGGCAACACUGGGAAUGUAGGGCUAGGUUUUCCUCAAAGGAGAAGGAAAUAAUCUGAGGAACCAGAUUUUUAACAGGUUCUCUCUUUAUGGGACUCUUUAAGGUGUUCAUACAUUACAUGAGAAUGUGAAGCUGUGUAACUAUAGUACGUGGAUUGGCUUUUAUAACAAAGCUUCUAUGAGACUGAGGUUGCAUAAAUUAGAUAAGGCAAGAAAAAUGAAUGAAAACAAUGUAUUUUGAUUGAAACAGUCAAUUUAAUAUCCCAAUUAGAGAUGUCCAGUGUUCUUUUGGUUGAAAAAGUCAAUUUAAUAUAUAAACGGAUUAGCCAA
Capsella rubella is the source of this 2043-nucleotide messenger RNA. RefSeq lists its product as uncharacterized. Gene Ontology annotation, biological process: mRNA splicing, via spliceosome. The transcript has 11 exons. Bases 178 to 1767 code for a protein of 529 amino acids. Gene Ontology annotation, molecular function: RNA binding. Gene Ontology annotation, cellular component: nucleus. The record is from RefSeq and is a predicted model, not a curated record. Lineage: Eukaryota; Viridiplantae; Streptophyta; Magnoliopsida; Brassicales; Brassicaceae.